AAUUACGGUAAUCAGUAGCUAAGGAGGGAAGGAAAAGGAAAAAAGGGAGGAGGAGAAGUUUCCGUUCUCCAGAGGUCAAUUCAAGGACGAAGGAGAGCGAAAAUAAUCUCUUAUUCUUCUGGUACAGAGAUUAAUUUAUUAGAUCUCUUCUCUCCCUUUCUCUGUGAUUCUCUGUAUCUGUUGCGGGUUCUUUGAUCAUCAAUGGGUUUGUGGGAAGCUUUUCUCAAUUGGCUCCGAAGCCUCUUUUUCAAGCAGGAAAUGGAGCUCUCCUUAAUAGGACUUCAGAAUGCUGGAAAGACCUCACUUGUAAAUGUUGUAGCAACUGGUGGGUAUAGUGAAGACAUGAUCCCUACGGUUGGAUUCAACAUGAGAAAAGUAACAAAGGGAAAUGUUACAAUUAAGUUAUGGGAUCUUGGUGGUCAACCUAGGUUUCGCAGUAUGUGGGAGCGGUACUGCCGUGCAGUAUCUGCUAUUGUUUAUGUGGUCGAUGCUGCUGAUCCUGAUAACUUAAGCAUAUCAAAAAGUGAACUUCAUGACUUGCUGAACAAACCUUCACUUAGUGGUAUCCCUUUACUGGUGCUUGGCAACAAAAUAGACAAGCCAGGAGCUCUAACAAAACAAGCUCUGACUGAUGAAAUGGGGCUCAAGUCAAUAACUGAUAGAGAAGUUUGCUGCUUCAUGAUCUCAUGCAAGAACUCGACCAAUAUUGAUUCUGUUAUUGAUUGGCUCGUGAAACAUUCUAAAUCAAAGAGCUAAGAACAGUCUCAUGUUCUGGAAUCGCUGUGCUAUAUCUCCUCAGUUACUUGCUUCGCGGACAAACAAUUUUUCCUGUCUACUUGUUGGUUAUUGGUUAAUUGUUUAUUUUCUUUUAUGUGCUGCUAUAUUCUGUAAAUUAGAUAUUUAUAAUUGAGGAAGGACCUAAUGGAGCUUUUUGAAUGCUUAAUGCACUCUGUUCCUGUUGCACUGUUGAGAUGUAUUGUAUAUUAGAUUGUUUUCCCUUA
Messenger RNA from Carica papaya (papaya), 1001 nucleotides. Its product is annotated as ADP-ribosylation factor-like protein 8a. NCBI's taxonomy places the organism in Eukaryota, Viridiplantae, Streptophyta, Magnoliopsida, Brassicales, Caricaceae. Gene Ontology annotation, biological process: protein transport. The record is from RefSeq and is a predicted model, not a curated record. Gene Ontology annotation, molecular function: GTP binding; GTPase activity.